AUGGACCUUCUGGUGGCUCUCCUUUGCCUUCUGGCCUUGUACCCAGGCUUGGCUGCAGCCGCUCCCUCCUGCCCUCGGAAUGUGAACAUUACCAGAGGCACUUUCACCCUCAGCAAUGGCUGGGCACCUGGGAGCCUCCUCAUCUACUCCUGCCCCUUGGGUUAUUACCCGUUCCCAGCAUCUCGCCUGUGCAAGAGCAACGGACAAUGGCAGACCCCUCGAGCCUCCCAUCUGACAAAGGCAGUCUGCAAACCUGUUCGUUGUCCUGCUCCUGUUUCCUUUGGGAAUGGCAUGUACACCCCACGCCUGGCAUCCCAUCCGGUGGGGGGCAACAUCAGCUUUGAGUGUGAAGAUGGCUUCACACUUAGGGGUUCGGCUGUGCGGCAGUGUCGCCCCAAUGGCAUGUGGGAUGGAGAGACAGCUGUGUGUGACAGAGGUGAUGGUCACUGCCCGGACCCGGGUAUUUCUGUGGGCGCUGUGAGAACAGGAUCCCGCUUUGACCUUGGAGACAAAGUCAGUUACCGCUGCUCCUCCAACCUGGUGCUGACAGGGUCAGCGGAGCGGGAGUGCCAGGACAACGGGGCCUGGAGCGGCGCAGAGCCCACCUGCCGCCAACUCUACUCUUAUGACUUCCCUGAAGAUGUAGCCCCUGCCCUGGGUUCCUCCUUGUCCCACGUGCUUGGAUCCACCAAUCCAGCCCAGAAGAAGAACAGAGAUCUAGGUCGUAAAAUCCAAAUCCAGCGCUCUGGUCACCUGAACCUCUACCUGCUCCUGGAUGCCUCUCAGAGUGUGUCAGAAGAGGACUUCUGCAUCUUCAAGGAUAGUGCUAGCAUCAUGGUGAACAGGCUCUUUAGCUUUGAGAUCAAGGUCAGUGUUGCCAUCAUCACCUUUGCCUCACAGCCUAAAGUCAUCAUGAACAUUUUGGACAAAAACUCUGAAGAUAUAACCGAAGUCCUCGGUAGUCUGGAACAAGUCAAUUACAAAGACCAUGAAAAUGGAACUGGAACCAACAUCUACCAGGCCCUGCGCAGUGUCUAUAUCAUGAUGAAUAACCAGAUGCAGCGCCUUGGGCUUAGCUCAAUGGCCUGGCAGGAGAUCCGGCAUGCCAUCAUUCUUCUGACAGAUGGAAAGUCCAACAUGGGAGGCUCCCCUAAACCAGCUGUUGAUGAUAUCAAAGAAGUUCUGAACAUCAGACAGAAGAGGAAUGACUAUCUAGAUAUCUAUGCUAUUGGGGUGGGCAAGCUAGAUGUGGACUGGAAAGAACUGAACGAGCUGGGGUCCAAGAAGGAUGGGGAGCGGCAUGCCUUCAUCCUGCAGGACGCAGAGGCUCUGCGCCAGGUCUUUGAGCACAUGCUGGAUGUUUCCCAGCUCACAGACACCAUCUGCGGGGUAGGGAACAUGUCAGCCAAUGCCUCAGACCAGGAGAGGACACCUUGGCAUGUCACUAUUAAGCCAAAGGGCCUGGAGACCUGCCGAGGGGCUCUCAUCUCAGACCAGUGGGUCCUGACGGCUGCUCACUGCUUCCGCAAUGCUGAGGAGCUCUCCCUGUGGAGGGUCUUUGUGGGGGACCCCAAUUCCUUAUGGGGCAAAGAGUUCAGUAUUGAGAAGGCAGUGAUCUCCCCAGGGUUUGAUGUCUAUUCCAAGAAGGACCAAGGGAUCCAAGAGUUCUAUGGAGAUGACAUUGCCCUGCUGAAGUUGGCCCAGAGAGUGAAGAUGUCCACUCAUGCCAGGCCCAUCUGCCUUCCCUGCACAGAGGAGGCCAAUCUGGCUCUGCGAAGACCCAAAGGCAGCACCUGCCGGGACCAUGAGAACGAACUCCUGAACACACAGAGCGUUCCUGCACAUUUUGUCGCCUUGAAUGGGAAGAAAUUGAAUAUUAACCUCAAGAUGGGGACAGAGUGGACACGCUGUAUCCAGGUUGUCUCUCAAGACAAAGCCAUGUUCCCCAACCUGACGGAUAUCAAAGAGGUGGUGACAGACCAGUUCCUAUGCAGCGGGAUGAAGGAGGAUGACAACCCCUGCAAAGGAGAAUCUGGGGGAGCAGUGUUCCUUGAGCGAAGAUUCAGGUUUUUUCAGGUGGGCCUGGUGAGCUGGGGUCUCUACAACCCCUGUUAUAACUCUGACAAAAACACUCGCAAAAAGGCCCCCCUUAAUUGGGUGCCACCUCCAAGAGACUUUCACAUCAAUCUCUUCCGCCUGCAGCCAUGGCUGAGGGAGCACCUGCAGGGGGUCCUGCAAUUCUUACCCCUCUAA
Messenger RNA from Elephantulus edwardii (Cape elephant shrew), 2253 nucleotides. It is a transcript of the gene C2, whose product is annotated as complement component 2. The transcript has 18 exons. NCBI's taxonomy places the organism in Eukaryota, Metazoa, Chordata, Mammalia, Macroscelidea, Macroscelididae. Gene Ontology annotation, molecular function: serine-type endopeptidase activity. The record is from RefSeq and is a predicted model, not a curated record. Gene Ontology annotation, cellular component: extracellular region. Gene Ontology annotation, biological process: complement activation; proteolysis. The coding region runs from base 1 to 2253 and encodes 750 amino acids.